AUGGCAGAAAACGCAUCAGCUACACCAUCCGCAUCUGGAGAUGCUCCGCCAGCACUUACCGAAAUGACCAGCAAAGAUUAUUAUUUCGAUUCUUAUGCGCACUUUGGAAUUCAUGAGGAGAUGCUGAAAGACGAAGUUAGGACUGUUACAUAUCGCAACUCAAUAUACCACAACAAACAUUUGUUCAAAGACAAGAUCGUUAUGGAUGUUGGAUCAGGAACUGGCAUCCUCUCCAUGUUCGCUGCCCGUGCUGGUGCUAAGAAAGUGUUUGCU
Messenger RNA from Cylicostephanus goldi, 273 nucleotides. NCBI's taxonomy places the organism in Eukaryota, Metazoa, Nematoda, Chromadorea, Rhabditida, Strongylidae. The record is from the annotation of a GenBank genome assembly.